GAACGUCCAGAGCGUAGCAGAAAUGCCAAAGCCCAAGCCAGACAUAGAGCGAAAAGAAAGGCUUACAUCGAGCAACUCGAGCAGACCGUCACUAAAUUGCAAACUGCCAUGGGUGUCACGCCAGAGCAAGUUUCUGCUCUGCCGCCACCUUUGGCCAAAAUUCGGGAGCUCGAGCAAGAAAACGCGCGGCUUGGAAAAGAAAACGAAGACUUGCGUCGUCUG
Molecule: messenger RNA, 222 nt
Organism: Lentinula edodes (shiitake mushroom)
Lineage: Eukaryota; Fungi; Basidiomycota; Agaricomycetes; Agaricales; Omphalotaceae
Exons: 2
Biological process (GO): regulation of DNA-templated transcription
Molecular function (GO): DNA-binding transcription factor activity
Source: RefSeq, a predicted model, not a curated record